Molecule: messenger RNA, 2276 nt
Organism: Hippopotamus amphibius kiboko
Lineage: Eukaryota; Metazoa; Chordata; Mammalia; Artiodactyla; Hippopotamidae
Gene: UBFD1
Product: ubiquitin family domain containing 1
Exons: 6
Coding region: 221-1180 (319 amino acids)
Molecular function (GO): RNA binding; cadherin binding
Source: RefSeq, a predicted model, not a curated record
CGAGAGGGCGAUUUCACGGGCCCGCCCCCCUCGGUUCCCGAAAGCUAAAGCGUGGCAGGGGCCGGGCCGGGGGAAGCGGAGGAGGCGGGUCUCCAUAGAAACCUCCACCUGUUUCCGGCGAGGCUGUGAGCGAUUAGGGGCUGCUGCGGGGGCCAAUCUCAGCCCGCUCGCCUUUUCCCGGCGGCCUCUGCGGGAGCGGUGGGUGUUGUACACAAUCAUCAUGGCGGCGGCCGGAGCCCCGGAUGGCAUGGAGGAGCCUGGCAUGGACACGGAGGCCGAGACCGUGGCGACCGAGGCGCCCGCGCGGCCGCUCAACUGCGUGGAGGCCGAAGCCGCGGCGGGGGCGACGGCCGCGGACUCCUGCGCCGCGCGAGGCAGCCUGCAGCCGGCCCCGGCCCAGCCCCCUGGAGACCCCGCGGCCCAGGCCUCGGUCAGCAACGGCGAGGAUGCGGGCGGCGGCGCGGGUCGGGAGCUGGUGGACCUGAAGAUCAUCUGGAACAAGACUAAGCACGACGUGAAGUUCCCCCUGGACAGCACUGGCUCCGAGCUCAAACAGAAGAUUCACUCGAUUACAGGUCUCCCGCCUGCCAUGCAGAAAGUCAUGUAUAAGGGACUUGUCCCUGAGGAUAAGACGUUGAGAGAAAUAAAAGUGACCAGCGGGGCCAAGAUCAUGGUGGUUGGCUCCACGAUAAAUGAUGUUUUAGCAGUAAACACGCCCAAAGAUGCUGCCCAACAGGACGCAAAGGCCGAAGAGAACAAGAAGGAGCCUCUCUGCAGGCAGAAACAACACAGGAAAGUGUUGGAUAAAGGAAAACCUGAAGAUGUGAUGCCGUCUGUUAAGGGCGCCCAGGAGCGCCUGCCCGCUGUACCCUUAUCCGGCAUGUACAAUAAGUCCGGAGGGAAAGUGAGACUUACCUUUAAGCUAGAACAGGACCAGCUGUGGAUUGGCACUAAAGAGCGGACUGAGAAAUUGCCCAUGGGUUCCAUUAAAAAUGUGGUCAGUGAGCCUAUCGAAGGACACGAAGACUACCACAUGAUGGUAAGUAGCCGGCGUGGCCCAGCCCUCGCUAGACUCCUGCUGCUGCUCCUCCAGCAGGGAGUGGAUUUUUCACUGAGGAGAAAACUCAGUGUUCAGAAGAUGCACAGUGUUAAGACCCUUAUGUUGUCUUCCCAUUCUUAGAACGUAAUCCGUGACCUGUUAUUCCUUGUUCUGUUUAUUUUGCAAACCGCUCUCCGCACCUCCCUCACCCCUGCCUUCCAGCAGUUUAAAGGGGAUACAUUUUUAUCUCGUUUGCAUCUCUCAUAUCUGUAAUAUUUUGUUUGUAGACCAGGAAAAUAAAUAUAAAGAGGAGGUUAAUGGCUUGUGGGUCUUCAUUUUAAGUUUUGUCUUGCGUAUGAAACAAAACCUCCCACUAGCCUUGGCGUCUGUGAGGGCACCAGGCUGUCGCCUUCUGCAGUGGUGUUGCUUAUUCCGGGGGCAGCCAUCGAGUGGCAGAGGACUCCGCGGGGAGGAUGGGGUCUGUGACCUGGUUAAGUGUGGAGUUGUGCUUUAAAGAGAGCAGCUGCUCUUUCCCGGACAGCAUGUCUGGAGGCAUCCUCCAAGCCUGUGGAACAGAGCAAGGGUUCUGUGACAAGAUGCCCUGAGCAGCUGAGGCAGACCCCUUCCGUUUUCCCAGCACUGUUGAAGGGGCCACUUUAAAAAUGAAGUACAGCCACCUCACUCCAAAGUUGCUGUGACAGGGACCUGAGCUGAGCAGUGAUAGGGUGCGGGCAGGGCUGCCUGCCGUGCUUGAUCUGCGGAGGCGACAGUGCUGUAGCCAUGUCAGCCCCAUCCUGGGGAGGAGCAGCCGCUAGCAGUUUGACCUGCGGGUUGGUAUACAAAGUUCAUGGCACAGGGAGGUGUUGGAAGCACGGGGAAGGAGGGGCAUCUCGAGGCGUGGCAGUUCUCUCUGGGCAGAUGGCAAGUGCCCUGGCUCUAGGAAGGCAGCCCGUCUGUCCCCUGUGCCACCCUGUCGGGGUCUGUCAGCUCUGGUGCUGCACCAGGCAGGGGUUGGCAGUGCAGCCCUGGGUGCACGGCUCACGGGAGGCCUCCUCCAAGCAGUGGUGACCACAACACAGGGCUCCUUUCAGGCCCUCGGUGGCCCUUCUGCCGCUAGGCUGUCUGUAAGUCUUUAAAGAUUGCAGGUGAUUUGUUUUGCCUGCUCAGUUAUUUUUUCUGUUUUAAAAGUUGGAUUUUAAUAUUUUCAGCUGGGCCCCUUCACUCCCUUUUGAAAAUU